This is a messenger RNA of Cavenderia fasciculata, 3411 nucleotides long. RefSeq lists its product as uncharacterized. Bases 1 to 3411 code for a protein of 1136 amino acids. The record is from RefSeq and is a predicted model, not a curated record. Gene Ontology annotation, molecular function: nucleic acid binding. The transcript has 8 exons. Gene Ontology annotation, cellular component: mitochondrial inner membrane. NCBI's taxonomy places the organism in Eukaryota, Evosea, Eumycetozoa, Acytosteliales, Cavenderiaceae.
AUGAAGAGAUUCGUGUUCAAGGGAUACAAUGACGAUGAUGACAAUGGAGUUACUCAAACGGAGAUUGAUUUAACAACACCACCGGUUGUGGCAGUGUCAAUGUAUCAAGAUCAUCACCAUUUACUUUUAAAGGACAACAAUGCUACCAACAACAACAACAACAACAACAACGAUUGUACAGUCAAUCCAACAAUACAGAGAAUACAAAGAUUAAAAGAAUCUCUGUUAAAGUCUCAACAACAAGCUUCCAAGGAGGAGGAUGUGAAAAAGAAGAAGAGUAAACAAAUCAGUAACAGUAACUUGGAGCAAGAGAACGAAUUGAAACAAAAAGAUGAUGAUGAUAAAGGUGACAAUCACAACCAUAUUAAUAAUACCAAUACCUCAUCUUCCUCUUCAUCAUUUUAUUGUGAAUAUUGUGAAAGAGAGAUAAUGGAUUGUAAAGUCAAAUACCAUAAUACUACAACAGCUCAUUUAUUGGCAAUGAAAACAAUACAAAGCAAGAAACAUUACCAUCUUCCUCCAACCAACCGUGGCUACAUGAUGAUGAAAGAACAUAUGGGAUGGGAAGAGGAAAUUGGUCUUGGGGCCAAUGGACAAGGGCAAUUGGACCCUGUCAAGACUAGACAAUUGGCAGGUAGAGGUGGAAUUGGUAAUCCUAAAUUUAAAGAUGACCAUCGAAACCAACCCAAACAACCUAUUGAUAGAAUAGUACCAAGGAACAAGAAAAAUAAUAGAAACAAAUUGAAAAUUGAACAACAUAAAAGAGAAAGAUUAAAGGAAUUGUUUGUUCAACAGAUAGAGAAAGAGAUGGCUACUACAAAGUAUCUCUUAUCUUCUUCUUUGACAAGAUUGAAUAGUAUACUACCUGUUGGAGCAAGUAGUGGUAUAGGAAAGAUAGCAGCACUUGCAUUCAAACCAACUACAUUAACACCACCAUCAUCAUCAUCGUUGUUUAGAUCAUCAUCAUCAGUGUCAUCAUCAUACUAUAAAAACAAUUCAUUGUGGUCAAGUGUACAACAACAACAACAACAAUCGACAUCAUCAUUGCUAAAGAGGGAUAUCUCUACAUCGACUAGAAGUAGUUCCUAUGCACCUCCACUAUGGGAGAAGCCUGCUGAACAACAGAAAUUAAAUACUGUCACCACUCCAAGUGAAGAGGAACCAAAAGAAUAUAAAGAAGGAAUAUUAUGGAUUAAUAAUUUAUACCCAAUCAAGAUUAGUAGACUUGAUUUUAGAUCAUUACUAUUUCACAUUCCAAUCACUGAACGAUUGAAAGCAAUCUUUCCAAAGGACGUGGAGAUUUUAUCGAUUGAAAAGAGAUUCAAAGAGGGUGGUGCAUACGUCUACUUUAGAUCAUCGAGUAAGGAAGAGUCUGUGGAGGAUAUUGCCAAUAGAAUCGAAGAAUUAUUUAAUGCACACAAGAAACAUUUCCAUUUCUCUGGUGCACAUGCCCGCAGUACAUUGGUCAAGGGUAAACCAUUUGUAGACGAUAUUGAUGUUCGUCUUCCAUCAUACACACUUAAAUUAACAUUUAAAGGUGCUGAAUUACAAAUUGACGAUGUUUUUAGAUUAUUACGUCCAUAUGGUCAUAUUAGACAUAUGUAUAUCCCUGAUAAUAUUCCAAAAGAUCAACCAAAAUAUGCAAUUAUAACAUUUAGAAGAAUGGAAGGAGCUAUUGCAGCAAGAAAUUGUUUACAUAAUGAAUAUUUACCAGAGUUUGGAACUACUUUGUAUUUUGACUACGAGUUGAUGAUGAGAAUCAACAAAUUAAAAGAUCAAUUCUCAAAACAUCCAAAGAUUAUGAUCCCAUUAGCAGGUAUUUUAGCAACAUUAUUAACUAUAUUAUUAUUUAAUCCAUUGAGAGAAUAUUUUAUGGAUCGGGAAUUGGACAAGAUAUUGACAUUUGAAGAUAUAGAUGAUGAUUGGCAAACGAGAAUCGAAGAAAAGAUGUUGAAUUCACAUUUUAAUUAUCGUCCCAAUUCCAUUAUUAUGAUCUCUGCUCCAAAGGGAUCUGGAAAGUCUAGUCUUAUUGACAAGAUUAUCGAAGGACGUCCUAAUACAUUAUUGGUCGAUUGCACACAAGAGGUCAAUGCCAACGACGAAGAGUUUAUCGAGAAUCUUAGUAAAGCUAUUGGAUUCUUCCCAUCGUUUGGUGUGUAUGGUAGUCUACUUGGAUGGGUUGAUAUGAUCAUCCCCACUGGAAAGGGUAUCUUUCACUCAUCUACCAACAAUCAACUUCAAACUAUUUUCAAGUUGCUCGACAAUGUCUUGGAACGUCGUGCCGACAAGGAAUUCCCAGUCGAUCAACACCAACCCUACCCAUACCCAUUGAUUGUCAUUGACGGUUUCUUUGGUAUGAUUGCUGCCAUGGAAAACAAGGAAAAGGCAAAUCUUAUUCAAGACUCUAUCAUUCAAUGGGCAAUUACCUCUACCAUUAAAGGAAAUGCUCAUGUAGUAUUUAUUAGUUCUGAUCCAUUUGCUGGUGAUACAAUUAAGAAACAUUUAACAAAUAGAGGUGGAGGUAUUGUAAAUACAAUUCAUUUGGGUGAUGUUCCACCCGUUUCAGCACAGGAAUAUAUAAGAAAUAAAUUGGGCAAGUCAUUAUCAAACGAUGACUUUGAAAACAUUGCAAGUUUGUUGGGUGGUCGUUACUCGGAUCUCAACAUGUUGGCACAAAAGGUCAUGUCUGGUGAUUCCGUUCCAAUGGCACUCAAUGGAAUGGUCAACAAGGCUGUUGGAGAAAUCAGAGCAGAUGGUUUUGGUCUUUCCAAACGUAGUGAUUCAAAAAAAGAUAAAGAAAGCAUGAAAUGGACUAGACCUCAAAUUUGGGAGACUAUAAAAAGAAUUGCAGAAUCAAAUUAUGUAUCAUAUGAUGAUUUAUUAUUUAGUGUAUUUAUAGGUGACGAGACAUCGUUGAAUAAUUUAAUUUUAAGUGGGUUGCUUAGAUUCCAGUCCAUCAACAAUGAGCGUAUGGUCACUGCCUAUUCACCACUCUACCGUUCGGCGUUCAAGGCAAUGGUAGAUGAUCUCGAAUUCUGUGUUGGUAUGGACAUUUUUGCACAAAAGUCGAGAAUUGAAGAAGAGUUGAACAAGUUGAGCAAGGUCGAAGACGAACUCCUCAAACUCAAGAAUCUCUCUGCCAACGAAUGGUUUGAAAGUGCUGCUUUUAAAAAGAGAAGAGUCUUGCUUGAAGACAAGAUGAAAGAACAUGUAUCAAAGAUUGACACUCGUGAAAAGAUCCUAAAGACCCAUUUGGAUUUCCAAAAGUUUAUUCAACAAUCAAGAAAAGACAAUGAAUACAAACUCAAAAUGAGAAAACAAGAAGAAGAAGCUGUCAGAAGAUCUAUUCACCAAGAACAACAACAUCAACAACAAUAUGAACAACAACAAUCAGAAACUUUAACAAAAUAA